Molecule: messenger RNA, 2034 nt
Organism: Pangasianodon hypophthalmus (striped catfish)
Lineage: Eukaryota; Metazoa; Chordata; Actinopteri; Siluriformes; Pangasiidae
Gene: gpr63
Product: G protein-coupled receptor 63
Exons: 2
Coding region: 340-1554 (404 amino acids)
Biological process (GO): G protein-coupled receptor signaling pathway
Cellular component (GO): membrane
Molecular function (GO): G protein-coupled receptor activity
Source: RefSeq, a predicted model, not a curated record
GUGUGUGUGUGUGUGUGUGUGUGUGUGUGUGUGAGAGAGAGAGAGAGAGACUCGGCGGUUUGAACACAAGCGGAACUGCGUUUAUCUGCUUUUAUCUGUGUAACUGAUUCCUAACCGCAGUUUCGGAGGUGCAGUGUGUUAUUAGAGCUGAUGUGUGUGCAGAUGGACUUUCCUCGGAAUUAAGAAGCGUGUGUGUGUGUGUGUGUGUGUGUGUGUGUGUGUGUGUGUAUUCAGCGGGAUGUGAGUGCAUCCAACCACUAAGUCACUUCCUGUGUGCUGACAUGUUUCCGUGUUGGACAAUAGAGCAGUGGUUGCCAUGGUGCCCAGGACCCUGCAGGAAUGCUGUUUGGUAUUGCUAACGAUAGACUCACCCUGCCCCGCCCACUUGCUGCCAUCAGCCAAUCAGACUCCAUGGAAAACUCCUCCUCCUUGCCAUGGUGGGAGAACAGCAGCUCAUUGGUGUUCAGGACUCUCUGGGCAACGCCCACUGCACAGGUAACAGAGCAGGUAUUGGUGCAGGAGGCGGGGCAGGAUGUUGGUGGGCGUGUCCUGAGCGUGCCACUGCAGGUGAUCUUUAGUGUGCUGAUGGUGUGUGUGUUGUUGUUGGCGCUGUGUGGGAACGCAGUGGUGUGUGUGAUGGUGUAUCGCCGCGCCGCCAUGCGCUCCGCCAUCAACUUCCUGUUAGCCAACCUCGCCUUCGCCGACAUGAUGCUGGCAGUCACCGCUGUGCCCUUCGACCUGGUCACCAUGGUGACAGCACAAUGGCUGUUUAGUGCCACCCUUUGCCGGGCGUCGGCCAUGCUCUUGUGGCUGUGUAUGUCGGUGGGCGUGGCCAUGCUGUUGGCGAUCAGCGUGGAUCGUUUCCUGAUCAUUGUGCGGAGACAGGACCGUCUCACGCCACACCGCGCCAAGAUCCUCAUCGCCGCCUCCUGGAUCCUCGCUUUUUUCCUAUCUUUCCCACUGUUGCUAGGAUACCCGUCGCUGCAGGUACCCCCUAGUGCACCACAGUGUGUGCUCAGCUACUCCCCCAACAGCAGUUACCAUGGAUACGUGGUGAUCCUAGCCCUAGUGAGCUUUUUCAUGCCGUUCGCCAUGAUGGCGUGCGCCUUUGCCGCGAUCCUGAGCUCCAUUAGGCACAACGCGCUUCGGAUCCGUUGUGACUCCGCCCUCUCCCUGUCUAAGCCCCGCCCCCUCCACCUGAGCGUGGAUGUGGGCUUUAAAACUCGAGCGUUCUUCACCAUCCUGCUGCUGUUUGUGCUGGCGUUCACCUCGCUAGCGCCCCUGGUGGUGUUCAGCCUGUGUGCGGCGUUCAGCAGUGCUGUUUAUAACAGUGAAGGGUUUUUCCAGGUGAGUGCCUGGCUGCUGAUCCUCAGCUUCCUGCGCCCCGCCCUCAACCCACUCAUCUACUACUGCCGCAUCAGGAAGUUCCGCCACGCCUGCGCCCGCUGGGUGCCCUCGCUCUGCAGGCUCCGCCCACUGCUGCCCAGCCACGCCCAGCGCAGGAUCCAGCCCAGUGCCGUGUACGCCUGCAGUGAACAUCGCUCCAGCAUCUAACUAACACACACACACACACACACACAAUACGUCUUUACUGUGCCUGUAAUUCACUUUAUAAUUGUAAAUUUAAUGAAGCUGUGUGUUUGUGUGUGUUUACUGUUUUUUUUUCAGGUCUUGUGCUGUGUGUGUGUUUUUGUUGAUAUUAGACUGUGUGUAAAUUCUGAAAAUGUGCAAUACUGUACUGUUUGUUUAAUUUUUUCACCACAAAGAUUAAAUUUAUAAAAUCAUUUUGGUGUUUAUGAUUCUUCACACUGUCUCUUCAUCUCUGUGUUUAUCACACACACAGCUGAUGAUGUCAGAACACUGCCAUGUUAGCAGUUAUGCUAAGUGUAAUUUCAGUGUCACAUGGCGUUUUUUUCUCAGUAAUUUAGCGACACAGCUGAUGUGAAAUGUUGAUAUUGUGGAUAGUUCUGUCUCGGUUCCACUCUCACUGUCUUUACACUGUCUGUAUAAAUUAACUCUCAGGGCUUUAACAAC